AUGGCAUCAAAUGAGCACGUUAUCAAGCCAUCAUCGCGAGCCUUGGCGAACCUAAAGUCGGGAAGCUUCAUCGACUUGGAAAAUGAAGCCAGCAAGCUCCCGCAGUACGACCCGGCUACGUGCCCGGGUGGAGUAAUUGAUCUCUCCGGCGCCAUCAAUGGUCUCAUGGAUGAUAUGCUGGCGGAGGAGAUGAACCAAUUUUCCAAGACGUAUGACUUUACAAAAGCAACUCGAUAUGGGGACGUUAUGGGACCCAAAGAGCUAGCUGGGGCAAUGAGCGGGUUCGUCAAUCGCUAUUUUAGCCCAGCGCGCCCAGUCAGAUCUGAUGAUAUACUGGUCACCAACGGUGUGACCUCACUCAUUGAUAUGAUGGCAUUCGGAAUGUGCGUCAGCCUGAUCAAAGUCAACCCUGACCCUAUCGAGAGCCAGUUCGACGCGCAAUCUGCCCCUGAACUCAUCAAAGUGUUGUCCGGAGCAUACGCCGCAGCCCUGAAAGACGGCAUCAUCCCCAAAGCUCUCCUCCUCUGUAACCCAAGCAACCCGUGCGGCCAGACCUACCCACGCACCAUCCUCGUCGAGAUCGCAAGAUUCUGCGGGCAGAAGAACAUGCACCUCCUAUCCGACGAGAUCUACGCCAUGUCAACUUUCACCGCAGCGCCGGGUGCAGUUGGACAGGCACUUCCUCCGUUCACCUCCGUGCUGAGUAUACGGGACGACCCGCCGCGCGGUGUGUUCGCGGAGAAUAUCCACUGCAUGUACGGCGCCAGCAAAGACUUUGGCUGCGGCGGCCUGCGGCUCGGGUUCCUCGUGACCCGGAAUGAGCCACUUUGGCGGUCUUUGAGGAGGCUGGUGCUGUUUACUUGGGUCUCGAAUUUCUCGACUGCGUUCUUCACGCACUUCUUGCUGGAUGAAGAUGCCGUCGGGAGAUACUUGACGACAUACCGAGAAAGGCUUGCGAAGCAGUACACGGUCACUGAACAGGCUUUGAGGGAGAACGGAAUCCCCUUUAGCCCGGCCAAUAGUGGAGUGUUCGUUUUCAUCAAACUGACAGGUUGGUUGGAUCAUGUCGAAGACUUGGUCGGAUUCGACGGGAGCCGCGAGAUGAGACUCUGUCGAUAUCUUUUGAAUGAAGCAGGUGUCUUCCUCAGUCCUGGAGAGCUCUCGCUUUCGACCGUCCCGGGUUGCUUCAGAUUGGUAUACACUGGCACACGGGAAGCAGUUUUUCUAGCCGUCAGCCGAAUAGCAACUGCGCUGGCAGAGCUAAAAAGCCGCCCCAGGUCGCAGUCUUCUUGGUCCACGGUGGGUGGCUACAACACGAAGAGCCUAGAUGGGGAGAGACAGGCGGGAAGGAAUUCCAUGAGGGUAUCGCGACGAAUAUCGCUUGCGCGUUUCAUACUCUGCCGCACUGCAGAAUAA
Messenger RNA from Colletotrichum orchidophilum, 1416 nucleotides. RefSeq lists its product as uncharacterized. The transcript is spliced from 5 exons. Gene Ontology annotation, biological process: amino acid metabolic process; biosynthetic process. The coding region runs from base 1 to 1416 and encodes 471 amino acids. Gene Ontology annotation, molecular function: transaminase activity; pyridoxal phosphate binding. NCBI's taxonomy places the organism in Eukaryota, Fungi, Ascomycota, Sordariomycetes, Glomerellales, Glomerellaceae. The record is from RefSeq and is a predicted model, not a curated record.